This is a messenger RNA of Fonsecaea multimorphosa CBS 102226, 816 nucleotides long. RefSeq lists its product as uncharacterized. The coding region runs from base 1 to 816 and encodes 271 amino acids. The transcript has a single exon. Gene Ontology annotation, molecular function: single-stranded DNA binding; DNA 5'-adenosine monophosphate hydrolase activity; single-strand break-containing DNA binding. The record is from RefSeq and is a predicted model, not a curated record. NCBI's taxonomy places the organism in Eukaryota, Fungi, Ascomycota, Eurotiomycetes, Chaetothyriales, Herpotrichiellaceae. Gene Ontology annotation, biological process: single strand break repair; double-strand break repair. Gene Ontology annotation, cellular component: nucleus.
AUGGCAUCAAAGCCUCACAACAUCGAUGAUGAGCAGCCUGAGGAAGCAUCAAAAGCUAGUGCCCUCGCCACCAAGCGCAAUGCCUUCUCGGAACUCAUGUCUCCUAAACACAAGCAGCCAAAGCCACAAGAAUCCCGGCCUAGCAACCCAAAUGAUGCAUUGAAUGGCCUUCUCCCAUACAUCUUAGAGCCGGCCAAGUUCCCCUCCGAUAUUGUCGUCCUUCACAAUGACAAGAGCGUAUUAGUUCGCGAUGCAUUCCCAAAAGCUACAGUCCACCUACUUCUUCUGCCACGAGACCCGGCAAAACGAGCCCUUAACCCCCGUGAUGCUUUGGAUGACCAGGAUUUUCUGGAAAUGGUGCGAACAGAGGCAACUACAGCUGUCCAACUGGCAGCAUCCGAGUUGUCUAGGCUGAUCAGUCCGUACUCGGAAUCAUGCCAAGCUCGCAUUGCUGCAAUGGAAAGUGAGAAUCCUCCAGACGAACUGCCACCUGGACGAGAUUUCUCCAAGGAGUUCAAAGUAGGAAUCCAUGCGCAUCCUUCGAUGAGUCAACUCCAUAUUCACAUCAUCAGUCGUGACAUGCACUCGGAUCGACUGAAGCACCGGAAGCAUUACAACAGCUUCAAUACUGACUUUUUCAUCCCGCUUGAGGAUUUUCCGCUUGCGAAGGAUGAUAUCAGACGCCAAACAGGCUAUCAGAACACGAACUUGAGGAAGGAGUUCAAGUGCUGGCGUUGUGGAAAGAUGUUUGGGAAUAAAUUUACACAGCUCAAGGCUCACCUCGAGGAAGAAUUCAAGAUCUGGAGAAAGGAAUAA